GGUAACGUCCAGUUGCUGAGUUGCCAGAAGAGUUAGGUAAGCGGUGACAACUUUUGAAACGGGUAUAAAAGACGACCCGAGAAAUGCUUGUAUCGAAGAAUAGCGAAGAAGAAGAUGGAAGGAGAAUCAAGCAGUAUUCAAGUCAAUGGAAUGCAAUUUUCGUAUGAUUUCCAAACUCCCAUCUUUUUCGAUUUCAACCUUAACGUUGUUCCCCGAUCUCGAUGUCUCCUCCUCGGUGCAAAUGGAUCCGGGAAGACAACCCUUUUGAAGAUAUUGGCGGGAAAGCAUAUGGUGGGUGGAAAAGAUGUAGUCAGGGUGCUUAACUUUUCGGCUUUUCAUGACACCCACCUCGUCUGUAGUGGUGAUCUGGCUUACCUUGGAGAGUCUUGGAGCAAAAAUGUUGGCGCUGUUGGAGAGAUUCCACUUCAGGGAGAUUUUUCGGCUGAACAUAUGAUAUUCGGAGUUGAAGGGGUGGAUCCAGUUCGGCGAGAAAAGUUGACUGAGCUGCUGGAUAUUGAUCUGCAGUGGCGUAUGCACAAGGUAUCUGAUGGUCAGAGGCGUAGAGUCCAAAUCUGCAUGGGUCUCCUUCACCCCUUCAAGGUUCUUUUACUGGAUGAGGUCACAGUUGAUUUAGAUGUUGUCGCGAGGAUGGAUUUAUUGGAUUUCUUUAAAGAAGAAUGUGAACAGAGAGGAGCUACAAUUGUCUAUGCAACACAUAUAUUUGAUGGACUGGAAACAUGGGCGACUGAUCUUGUUUACAUCCAAGACGGAGUUCUGAAGAGGACUGAUAAAUUACCCGAGCUUCCUGAGUUGAAGUCUUCCCCCAAUUUGCUUUCAGUAGUUGAGAACUGGUUGCGGUCUGAGACUACUAUUGAGAAAAAGAAGCCGGCUCCCGCUCCACCAAAAGUGCAAAAGUCCUCUCCAUUUGGCAGUUCUCCAUUUCAGUCAUCUAGACAUAUGGCGUAUUUUCGCUGAUUUACGUGUUCUGUUUCGAGAGUGGAAAUAAACCUUGCAGGAUUGCCAAUAAAAGAGAUUAGAGCUGGUUUUUCACUCUUCAGUGUUUGCAGCUUGGGAAACGUUACCUUGGCUGAAUUCAGAAGUAGUAAUUAUGGCUACUCGGGCUAAAUUUACAUGUUCAAGCCCUGAGGAUGUGCCUGUAGUGCAAAGUAUCAAUAGUGUUCCAUUCCUCUAUUUAUAUAUACUAUAUGUGUUUUUCUCCAUUCAUCUAUUCAUAUUAAGCAAUUUCUUGCAACAGCAAUCACCAAGAUAUUAUCUUACUUGGAAAAUUCAUCACUUUAUUUAGCACCUACCAGGUGUGUAGUCAUUGAGCAUUCUAUGUUUUUGCGGA
This is a messenger RNA of Solanum dulcamara, 1348 nucleotides long. Its product is annotated as ABC transporter I family member 19-like. NCBI's taxonomy places the organism in Eukaryota, Viridiplantae, Streptophyta, Magnoliopsida, Solanales, Solanaceae. The transcript has 6 exons. The coding region runs from base 115 to 975 and encodes 286 amino acids. The record is from RefSeq and is a predicted model, not a curated record. Gene Ontology annotation, molecular function: ATP binding; ATP hydrolysis activity.